This is a messenger RNA of Rhododendron vialii, 1667 nucleotides long. RefSeq lists its product as uncharacterized. The coding region runs from base 259 to 1149 and encodes 296 amino acids. The record is from RefSeq and is a predicted model, not a curated record. The transcript has 2 exons. NCBI's taxonomy places the organism in Eukaryota, Viridiplantae, Streptophyta, Magnoliopsida, Ericales, Ericaceae.
CAUGAUAAUUCCCUGCCCCCUCUGUAGCUGAACUGAUAAGAAUGGAAAAAGAAUUAGUAUCAAACUUCUACUUCCAUGCCAUUGUUUUGUUCUGUUUAUCAUAAGCUUAGAUGAUGCAUUUAAUGACUCUAAAGACGGCUUCGUUCGACCGAGAUGUUAUAAGUUUCUUGAUUGUUUAUUCAUACAUUCAUCAUCUUCAAGCCACCAUCUGAUCACUAACUCACUUGAAAACUAGGUUUCCGUACAAAGCUCAAAACCAUGGACCCACCUUGUCCAGACGAUGAAACUGAUUCAGGAUUUCAGCAAUUCAUUUGGGACCAGUUUGAGAGGAUUCAACAUGAUUUUGAAGAGUUUACAAAUGGAAUCCUGCCAAAUGUGGAAGACUCAAGCGAUCCAUAUUUCACAAACAUAAAUGAAGCAAAUUCUAGGCUUCCGGAAGUCACCAACCACCAGUUGGCUAACCUUCUAGAGAAUUUUGAUGAAUUUGAAAAGACAAUGAUUCCUCCAUAUGAGAUGAAUCCCACAAGUGCUCGGGACUUCAGUGAACAGAACUACGGAGGAGAGAAUCAAGAAAGUUAUAAGGUAACCCAGAAUGGAACAGAGAAAGAACAGCAGUUAGUAACGGAAGGUACUGGUGAUUCCAAUAAGAAUAUGAACAUCACAGGUUGCACGAGUCAUGGUGGUACUAGUGGUGAUAGCCAAGCGGGUAGCCCAUUUCAGACAUUGGCAAAUGGGACAACUUAUGGAGGCGCCUGUGGUGGGGGAGGAGACCGUGAUGGUGCCGCUGGUGGUGGAGUGGCAAGAUCUUUCAUGAAAUGUGGAUUUUUUGUCCAAUGUUACGACAGAGUGAACAUUUGGCGAUGGAUGGGCGGGAGGGCAAGGGUCACAGCCAAGACUCGGCAAAGGAGGAAGAAAAAAUAUAGAAGGGUUUAUGAGACUGAAGCAAUGACCGCCCUCAGACUUCGACGUCAAAAGAUCAACAAUAUAGCAACAGCUGCCCUCAGACUUCAACGUGAAAAGAUCAACAACAGAGCAACAGCUGCACGAUCCUUUGAACAGAAACAGGUGACUUCCCAACAGCUUCAGACCAUUUUAUUCUUAUUAUAUUGCCCUAAUUGUGGUAACUCUAGACACAUUAUUAAAAGCUAAAGAUUAUAAUCCCAAACAUAGAAGGCACCUAAGUAACAUAACUGUUAACUUCCUAGUGUUUUGGCAGUUAAAAACUUAUUGUCAAAUAACAUAUUAGAAUUUGCUAGUCCAAAGCUUGUACUCAAUGAACAUAUUCUAGCAUUGUGAGCUACUAUGCUUGUUCCUUAAUUGACAGGAAGAUGGAGUCCCCGUUAAACAACAGACUCAAACAAUUUCUCACCAGGCUUAUGAUGUCCAGCUACAGGAACAGAUUCAGAAGCUUACCAAGUAGAAUGCUUAUCGCAACAAGAUGCUUACGGUUCAGGAAGGUACGAUGGCGGUAGAUAUACCUCAAAACACCCUAAGGAAGACCAUAUCAGGACCUAUGUCGAACUCAGGUCAAUUUGCAGAAACAAUUAAAUGUCUAGUGACAAACCUGAAAGAAAUCACUCUUGCAACAAAAAUAGUCAAUGAUGUAAUGUAACAAAGAGAAAAGCAAGAUUAUUACUUUUCACAUUGGAGGUGAGAGUUAACUAUGC